UCUCUAAUAUCGUCUACUGUCAAAUCUAACCAAAUUUACAAAUUGUUUUAGAGUUUGAAAACUUAAACUAUUUUUCAAUGGACGAAAUUCCAGACGAUUCGGAAAGAUUAUCGGCUGCAGCGGCAGCAGCACAGGCUCGACGUGAAGCACGAAUGAAGAGAAUAUUGGAAAAUUCGAAAAAUCGUUUAAGCAAAAUCACUGGCAGGGAAGAAAAUGAUGUUCCCGAAGCUCCCAUCAAAAAAGAAUCGGAACGAAUCAUCUAUCCAGACCCGGAGAUCGAACGGGAUGUUUACGAAUUCGAAGCACCAUUCGUACCAAUGGGAACACCAGAGCCCGACAUUGACAUUUUCCAGCUUUUAAACAAUUUGAAACCACAAAACGGUCAACCCCCGUCGACAGCACCACAACAAAUGGCUCCAACAUCGAAAAUGACCAGAUUUCUUCGAACAAAAAUUCACUUUGCUGUGCUCGCGGUGUUGACUUACGUUAUGGUGGCCACCGAUACUUUAGUAACCAGAAACAUAUUUCUCAUGUUCCUGCUGUGGGAAGCAGCUGAAGUUUUUUUGUUGAAAACCUAUGAGGUGAACAAGACCAGUUUCAUUGGCAUUUUAUUCAUGCUGGGCGGUAUACCGGCGAUACAUUCGACUGCAAUUAUAAAAUUCAUGGAAACUGCCGUGAAAAUACUGAACGAUGUCGCGGUUUUUGUUUUCUAUUUCGUCGUUAGUCAUAUUUUGUGGAAAUUGUUUGUGAUGGGCAGCACGUUCGAUAGUAUUACCAAUUUUGAGGCAAUAUAGACGGCCGACUUCUGCGUUGGUAAUUAAAUCG
Messenger RNA from Bradysia coprophila, 825 nucleotides. Its product is annotated as lethal (2) SH0834. NCBI's taxonomy places the organism in Eukaryota, Metazoa, Arthropoda, Insecta, Diptera, Sciaridae. The record is from RefSeq and is a predicted model, not a curated record.